Messenger RNA from Paramecium octaurelia, 613 nucleotides. The record is from the annotation of a GenBank genome assembly. Lineage: Eukaryota; Ciliophora; Oligohymenophorea; Peniculida; Parameciidae.
UACAGAUUUGUCUGCCUCAUGAACUUCUCGGAAAAAUAAAAGGAUGGUCAGCUAGUGCAGUAAGCGGAACGAGAGACAAAUUAAAUCAAAAAGAGAAAACCUAUUGAUUCAGAUACCAAAACUAAUCUGAUACAUAGUGUAGUAAAAGAUCAUUUACCAAUUUAUUAAGUAUUAAUUUUAUUAUCAUUGCCUAGGCAGCCAUUAUUCAUAAGGUUAAAUAUUCAUCUGCUAAACACAUAUUAAGAAAUUACUACAGUGAUACUGCUAAUUAUUUCUCAGCACAGAAGAAGAGAAGAAGAAAGAUAAUAUGUGGAGGAGCCUCGAUCUUAGUAAACUCUAACACUGGAGAUAUCAUAUUAUAUUCCUAGUAAAGUUAACCGAUUCCAUAUUUAAACAAUGGUGUCAAUGCCUAAAUCAAAUAAAAAGUUCUUGAUAAUUUAAGCUUAUCUAUCAAUUCAGAACUCACUUACAAAAACUCUUAAAAGUUUUUAAUGAAAUAAAAUUUUAAGUCCAUAAAAUAAGAUAUUAAAGAUGAGAAAAUAGAAGACAAACUAUUGUCUCUUUUGAGGACACUUAAUAAAUAACACAAAGAAAUGGUUUCAUGAUAUCAAUU